CUCGGUUGUCGCGUCUCUUCUGACGCCUCAGACAACAUGGCGGCAGAGAGUGGUAGCGACUCGCAGCUGAGGAGAAGAAGGCGCCGGGACCCAGAGGGAUCAGAAAAAACGGAACUUAGCGAGCGAGAUCCGGCACUGGCAGUGGCCGGGAGCGAAGAACAUGAUGAUGAGAACGAAGAGCGCUGGGUCGGGCCUUUACCGGUGGAGGCGACUCUUGCCAAGAAGAGGAAAGUUCUAGAGUUUGAAAGAGUCUAUCUUGAUAAUCUUCCCAGUGCAUCCAUGUAUGAGCGCAGUUACAUGCACAGAGAUGUUAUCACACAUGUGGUAUGCACCAAGACAGACUUUAUUAUCACCGCCAGUCAUGAUGGGCAUGUUAAAUUUUGGAAAAAAAUAGAAGAAGGAAUUGAGUUUGUUAAACAUUUUCGUAGUCACCUUGGAAUUAUUGAGAGUAUUGCAGUUAGCUCUGAGGGAGCAUUGUUCUGUUCUGUCGGUGAUGAUAAAGCAAUGAAGGUGUUUGAUGUAGUGAACUUUGACAUGAUCAACAUGCUGAAGCUUGGCUAUUUUCCUGGACAAUGUGAGUGGAUAUAUUGCCCAGGAGAUGCCAUAUCUUCAGUUGCUGCUUCUGAGAAGAGUACAGGAAAAAUUUUCAUAUAUGAUGGUCGAGGAGAUAACCAGCCACUUCAUAUUUUUGACAAACUCCAUGUAUCCCCUCUUACUCAAAUAAGACUAAACCCAGUUUACAAAGCCGUGGUAUCUUCUGACAAAUCUGGAAUGAUUGAAUACUGGACUGGACCGCCGCAUGAAUACAAAUUCCCUAAAAAUGUGAACUGGGAGUAUAAAACAGACACAGAUUUAUAUGAAUUUGCCAAGUGUAAGGCAUAUCCAACCAGCAUAUGCUUUUCACCUGAUGGGAAGAAAAUAGCAACCAUUGGAUCAGACAGAAAAGUUAGAAUUUUCAGGUUUUUAACUGGAAAACUCAUGAGGGUCUUUGAUGAAUCAUUAAGUAUGUUUACUGAACUGCAGCAGAUGAGGCAACAACUACCAGACAUGGAAUUUGGCCGACGAAUGGCAGUAGAACGUGAGCUGGAGAAAGUGGAUGCUGUAAGACUAAUUAAUAUCGUUUUUGAUGAAACUGGACACUUUGUGCUAUACGGAACAAUGCUGGGCAUUAAAGUAAUAAAUGUAGAAACGAAUCGGUGUGUGCGGAUCUUAGGCAAGCAAGAAAACAUUAGAGUGAUGCAGCUGGCUUUGUUUCAGGGAAUAGCCAAAAAGCACCGAGCUGCAGCUACCAUAGAGAUGAAAGCGUCUGAAAACCCUGUUCUUCAGAAUAUUCAGGCUGACCCAACAAUAGUCUGUACAUCUUUCAAAAAGAAUCGAUUUUAUAUGUUUACCAAACGAGAACCAGAAGAUACAAAGAGUGCAGAUUCUGACAGAGAUGUUUUUAAUGAGAAACCUUCAAAAGAAGAAGUCAUGGCAGCUACUCAAGCUGAAGGGCCGAAGCGAGUUUCAGAUAGUGCCAUUGUCCACACAAGCAUGGGGGACAUUCACAUCAAACUUUUUCCUGUUGAGUGUCCCAAGACUGUGGAAAACUUCUGUGUUCAUAGCAGAAAUGGUUAUUAUAAUGGACAUACAUUCCACCGUAUAAUAAAGGGCUUCAUGAUUCAGACGGGAGAUCCAACAGGUACUGGUAUGGGGGGAGAAAGCAUAUGGGGAGGAGAGUUUGAGGAUGAAUUCCACUCGACAUUACGACAUGACAGACCGUACACACUCAGCAUGGCCAAUGCUGGAUCAAAUACAAACGGAUCCCAGUUUUUCAUAACAGUAGUACCAACGCCUUGGCUUGAUAAUAAGCACACCGUGUUUGGACGAGUGACUAAAGGAAUGGAGGUUGUGCAGAGGAUUUCCAAUGUUAAAGUCAAUCCCAAAACCGAUAAGCCUUAUGAGGAUGUCAGCAUCAUAAAUAUCACUGUCAAGUAAACUGUGUUUUGUUACAUUCACAAGUAAAGGGGAUUUAUAAUAAUACAAGACUGUUUCACAUUUGGAAGUUUAAAACUUGCUGAAUAUGUAAAUCAUGUUUUAAAAGAUAUAGUACUGUAUUUUUGUAUUUUUUACUUAAAGGCCAUUUUUAAAAAACUGCCUUUGAUUUUUUUCUUGGAAUAUUUGUGAUUCUGAGGGGUGACAAAUUGGAAUACACUAAAUUCAGGCAAAUAACCUUCUUUUACAGGUCAAUCCUGUUAUUAUGACUCAAAUUUGGUAUUAAAUAAUGGGUUCUUUUUCAAAAAUAUGCCCUUUUUAGGUUUAGUAGUCCUUAAAAAAAAGAAAGAUCAAAAGAUAUAUUAUUCCUUAAUAUUAUAAAAUAUCCUUUCAAAUGGAAGUGUCAAAUGACUAGUUAUCUGCUUUUCCUAAUGUAACUAAUUUUCUAUCAAGUUACAGCUUAAUUAAAUCUUAAAUGUAAUAUUAAAUAUCUGACAGAUAUGAUUAAUAGAGAAAGGGUAGCUAUAAACUGACUGCAGUGGCUCGUGCCUGUGUGUAAGAGCUAGAGGCAGGUCAGCCUAGAUUACAUAAUGCCAGAUAACAAAUUUAACAGUAAAUGAGUUUAUCUUUUAAAGUCUACUGAUAUUCUUCUUCACCUCCCUUUGCCAUAACUGACUGCUAACAACUGAUACUGGCUUCCAGGCAGCCUCCUUCAGAAAUGUAGAGGAGAACAUCUCAGCAGAGCUGCUUCAUGAGCCCUGUUCCCACCACUGACCAAUAGCAUCAUUUUACUUUGUGUAGAAACGAAGCCCUGCAAGAUUGAAAACUCUGUCUAAGUGUGCCUUACAAGUGGAGUGUGCUCUCCUUUUAAAAAUAAUUUGAACUUACUCCAUUAAUAGCUCUGUUACAUUUCCCUUAUUUCUUAACUACACGUUACACUUAUCUACCUAAUCUUGCUUUAUCUAGUCCUAAAGCCAUAAUGUAAAAUUUUGGUAAUACUGCCAUCAAGUGGUAAUAAUGCCUCACUCCUCAAACAUUAUUUCACUUUCAAUGAAGAAUCAUAUGCACUAAUGAAAUUUGUUUUCAGAUCAUUUUAUUUGAAAUAGGAACUCAUGUAUCCCAGUCUGGCCUCAAAGUCUCUAUGUAGCUAGUGAUCCCAAGUGGUAGGAUCAUGGCCACAUGCCAUCAUGCCCAGUUUAUGCAGUACUGAUGAAGCUUGAACCCAGAGCUUUGUGCAUAUUACCAAGUAUUCUACCAACACAAUCUCAUACUUAGUCUGUUUUCUUCUGGAUUCUGUAUACAGGAGUACAUCAGUCUUCACUGUUACCAUUUUGUAAAAUGAGAACUUUUCUAAUGGUAUGUAGGUAUUAAAUAUUUUUUAGUAUUUAGACAAGUUUUUCAAGCUCACCAACCCCCCUUUCUUGGUGGGGAUGGAAAUGGAAUCUAGGGUUUUAUUAAGCAUUCUCUCUACAACUGAGCCAUAUCUCCAGGCCAUAAAACCACUAUAAUUACAAUAACAUGUAAUGGACCAUGUAAAUGGUCAUUUUAAAUGUUCUUUAUUCUCCUGUGAAACAAGGUUAAAUUUAAAUUAGCCUUGUAUAUUAACCUUUGAAAAGCUAAAGAAUUUUCACUCUUGUUUAUGCCAACAAUUCAGCUUUCCCUUCAAACAGUAUUUUUUUAACCUUUUAUGUAUAUGUUAACUAGAUAUAGAAUAACUUAUUUCUAAACCUUUGCAUUAUCAAAUAAACCUUCUCU
Messenger RNA from Mastomys coucha (southern multimammate mouse), 3729 nucleotides. It is a transcript of the gene Ppwd1, whose product is annotated as peptidylprolyl isomerase domain and WD repeat containing 1. Lineage: Eukaryota; Metazoa; Chordata; Mammalia; Rodentia; Muridae. Bases 37 to 1977 code for a protein of 646 amino acids. Gene Ontology annotation, molecular function: peptidyl-prolyl cis-trans isomerase activity; protein binding. The transcript is spliced from 11 exons. The record is from RefSeq and is a predicted model, not a curated record. Gene Ontology annotation, biological process: protein peptidyl-prolyl isomerization.